Ambispora gerdemannii is the source of this 655-nucleotide messenger RNA. The record is from the annotation of a GenBank genome assembly. Lineage: Eukaryota; Fungi; Glomeromycota; Glomeromycetes; Archaeosporales; Ambisporaceae.
CAUCAUCAUCCGUACGCUAGACAAGCUGCUGUCACAAACCAAACGAUCCUGCGGCAUCAAAGUUAUGAUACCUACCAUCAGCAGCAGCACGCUAGACAAGAUCCUGUCACAAAACAAAAGAUCGCGCGGCAUUGGAGUUAUGAUCCCUACCAUUAUUAUCCAUCCGAAUCAAUAUCGGUUUCCUCGUGUCUUCCACUCCAUUCUAUGUGGCUUCCGGAAAAUCCGAAAUCUUUAACAGUGGAUCGAUCUGGUUUAUCAUUCAUGUCGGAAACUUCAAACUUUCCAUAUUUUGGAUUAGUACCUUCUACACUUUGUGCUAAUCCAAUUAUCCAGUCGCCAGUAACAACUUCGGACCCGAGCGUGGAUUAUAGUCCCUCACAAACAGAGGAUUUUCCAAAUUCAAUUAUUCAAUCGCCGAUAACAACUUCGGAUCCAAGCGUGGAGCAUAGUCUUUUACAAACAGAGGAUUUAACAUGGAAUUGUAAUAUUAGCAAUCAUCAACAUUCGGAAACAUACUCAAAUUUCCCAUCGUUUGGAUCCUCGCCGGUAACAACCUCAGACCCGAGCGUAGAUUCCUGUCUUUCACAAACAGAGAAUUUUCCAAAUUCAAUUAUUCAGUCGCCGGUAACAACCUCAGACUUGAGCGUAUAUUCUG